GGUAGACAGGCGAUAAGCCGUCGUAUCACAAUGCGCAUCAUCAAGUCCGUUCGUCCCGGCACGCGUAGAACAAAUGGACGUAUAAGUUCAAGUCGACCGACACCGGCUCUUUGUGAAUCCGGCUAAGGUCCCUAUCAUCACAUACCACCAGUACCUCACAAUGGUUACUGUUGCAGUCGCCGGUGGCACUGGCCAUGUGGGCAAAACGAUUGUUGAAGAGUUGAGAAACAGCCACAAGCAUAAAGUGAUUGUGUUGAGUCGUACAAGCACCCGCCCCGACAACCCAGUCAUUCCCGAGAUCGUCGUCGACUAUGGCAACGUUGAGCAAGUGACCAGGGUACUGGACACCAACAACGUUCACACGGUCAUUUCGACUAUUGCCGUCUUGAAUGCGGCUACUGGCCAGUCGGAGCUUGACCUGGUGGCCGCGGCAGCCAAGUCGUCCGCAACCAAACGCUUCAUUGCAAGCAAUUGGGGUGGUGUUUUUCCCGCAGAUGAGUCGUUACGAAUUCCUUUCCAACACUUUCGUAUGGCUACUCUUCGGGCGCUUGAGGAGACCGAUUUGGAAUGGACUCAAUUCCAGAAUGGAUAUUUUGUCGACUACUAUGGCAUGCCAUACGUGGAAUCGAAUCUUAAACCAUUGACUUUUGUCUUGGACGUCGCCAACAAGGCCGCAUCUAUUCCGGGAACUGGCAACGAGACCAUGACUCUCACGUACUCCAAAGACUUGGCCAAAUUUGUCGUUGCGGCGCUUGAUCUGCAAAAAUGGACGUAUCCGAUGAUCUGCUACAGUGACAAAACCACCUGGAAUAAAGCUGUAAGCCUAGCCGAAGAAUACAGAGGUAUGCACGCCGCGGAGGUGCAGAUUAUGUCCGAGCUCACGACUGCAGGUACCAAGUUCCAGGUCGCUUACGAUUCGAUCGAAAGGCUUCGGAGUGGUGAGAUUACCGAACUACCAGCUCACGCAUCGGCGUACUCGUUCAUUUCAAGGCCUGCCCUAUAUGAUAUCCAGUCCAAGUUCGGGCUGUACGUUGCGUACGGGUUGUUUGAUGUUCCCGAGGAAGGGUCUCUCAACAGGCUAUUCCCGGAGAUCAAGACCACCAAGGUUGAAGAAAUUAUUGGCAUGUGGAAGGAUAAAUGACCGUACUUCAAACAGCCGGACUGCUGUGCCGGAGC
Neohortaea acidophila is the source of this 1176-nucleotide messenger RNA. RefSeq lists its product as uncharacterized. The record is from RefSeq and is a predicted model, not a curated record. NCBI's taxonomy places the organism in Eukaryota, Fungi, Ascomycota, Dothideomycetes, Mycosphaerellales, Teratosphaeriaceae. Bases 161 to 1141 code for a protein of 326 amino acids. The transcript has 3 exons.